AUGAUUGCUCGAAAAUAUUUAUAGACUUUAUUCACAAUAGCAGAAAAGGCUUAAGAACCUAAAAAGUCAAGAUUGCUUCCAGUUUUCUAAGUGCAAAUAAGAGUACAAGCAGUUUAUGAUGUAGCUUCAUUAAUAUUUGUGCAUCCUGCUCUAUAUCCUUAAGACUUUAGUUAGGUACCUUUAUAUGAGUCCUCAUCUACACCAUAAACAAAAAAUUGUUUUGUUGAAUUCCAAAUAUAUAUCUAUUUUAGAGUAUUUUCAUUUUCCUUUUAAGUUUGA
Paramecium octaurelia is the source of this 279-nucleotide messenger RNA. The record is from the annotation of a GenBank genome assembly. NCBI's taxonomy places the organism in Eukaryota, Ciliophora, Oligohymenophorea, Peniculida, Parameciidae.